AUGAACGAAAACGCAUUGCGGGCGGAUUAUAGGCCAAAAGGGGAAGAAACUGCGGGGAAAGCGUAUAGGGCUCGGAUGCAUUGCUUCUUUGCUGAGCUGGAGCCGUCUAUUCCCGUAACAGAACAAAACCUGGCAGACAAAGCACGGUACAUCAUGCGCUCGAAAAUAUUUGAUGAUGCCGAACUCGAACGACUACGACGUGAAGCUAUUCCCUCAAUGAAUGAAUGGUCUAUGACUGGGGAUACGGCUUCUCAGGCGACAGACCAGCAUCCAAACGAAGAAGCCACCAUGGAUCUUCCAGUUGUGGUUAAUUCGGCCGAUGAUGAAAAAGUCUUAUACGUACUAGAGAAAAUGAGGAGCAUAUUAGAAGAGGCAAUUUUGGAAACGCGCAGCAUGCUUCUCGAAAAUUGA
This is a messenger RNA of Parnassius apollo (apollo), 411 nucleotides long. The record is from the annotation of a GenBank genome assembly. NCBI's taxonomy places the organism in Eukaryota, Metazoa, Arthropoda, Insecta, Lepidoptera, Papilionidae.